CAACACUAACAACAACAUGAUGCCCUCAAUAACUUUUCUCUUCUCUUUCUUCUUCCUUCUCCAAUCUCUUUACCCUUCUCUCUUGAAUGCAGCCAUCUCUAGAUUCCCUGCAGGUCUCAUUGGAUCCAAACCUCUGAAAAAAUCCGAUAAAGUCACUUAUGAUGUCAAAUACUUCACACAAACUUUAGACCAUUUCAAUUACCAACCUCAGAGUUACGAAACUUUUCAGCAGAAAUAUUUGUUUGAUGAUCGGCAUUGGGGUGGAUUGAAGAGCGGAUCACCAAUCUUCGUUUACACCGGAAAUGAAGGAGAUAUCGAGUUAUUUGCAGAGAAUACAGGUUUCCUGUUUGAUAUUGCGCCAUAUUUCAAGGCCCUCAUUGUCUUCAUGGAGCAUAGAUAUUAUGGAGAGUCAAUUCCUUUUUGUGGUGAUAAAAAUGUAGCUUUCCAGAAUGCAACUACACUUGGAUAUCUAAGCACAACACAAGCCCUUGCAGAUUUUGCAACAUUGAUUAUUGAUCUGAAGAAAAAUUUAACUGCUGAAGGAUCUCCUGUGGUGGUCUUUGGAGGUUCUUAUGGAGGAAUGUUAGCGGCAUGGUUUAGACUGAAAUACCCUCAUGUGGCUAUUGGAGCUUUGGCAUCAUCUGCUCCUAUUCUCCAAUUUGAUGACAUUGUGUCUCCAUACGCAUUCAGUAACAUUAUCACAAAAGAUUUUAGGAGCGAAAGCGAAAACUGUUAUAAAAUCCUAAAAAACUCAUGGGAUGCAUUAUAUAAGACUGCCAAGCAAAGGGGUGGAGUUCAGAAACUAACAAAAUCUUUUCAUAUAUGCAAAGGACUGGUACCAGAUGAGUAUUUACCAAGCACAAUCAAGAAUUGGAUUGAAUAUUCACUCAUUUACGUCGCUAUGACAGAUUAUCCUACAGCUUCAAAGUUUCUAAGUCCAUUGCCAGGUUAUCCCGUUAAAAAGAUGUGUGAGGCAAUUGAUAAUCCUACAGCAGGGAGUGAUAUUUUUGCUAGAUUGUACGGGGCAAUGAAUGUAUACUACAAUAACAGUGGAGAUGUGAAAUGUUUUGAUCCCACUACUUAUGGUACUGAUGCCAUUGGCACUGAUGCAUGGAGUUGGCAGAGUUGCACAGAACUGAUUCUACCAAACGGAGCAAACAACGAAGAGAGCAUAUUUCCAGUCUCAACAUACAAUUACACUGACGAGGCAGCAGGGUGCAAAGAAACCUAUAAUGUGACCCCAAGGCAGCAUGCAAUCACAACAGAAUAUGGCGGACAUGAUGUAAGGAGAGUAUUGAAACGGUUUGCUAGCAAUAUCAUCUUCUUCAAUGGCCUCAGAGAUCCAUGGAGCGGUGGAGGUGUACUGAAAUCUCUAUCCAAUAGCUUAAUAGCUAUAGUUGAACCAAAAGGUUGGUCUUUGAUGAUCUCACUACCUAUUCAUUGAGACACACAC
This is a messenger RNA of Asparagus officinalis (garden asparagus), 1453 nucleotides long. RefSeq names its product lysosomal Pro-X carboxypeptidase-like. Bases 17 to 1444 code for a protein of 475 amino acids. The record is from RefSeq and is a predicted model, not a curated record. Gene Ontology annotation, molecular function: dipeptidyl-peptidase activity; serine-type exopeptidase activity. NCBI's taxonomy places the organism in Eukaryota, Viridiplantae, Streptophyta, Magnoliopsida, Asparagales, Asparagaceae. Gene Ontology annotation, biological process: proteolysis. The transcript has 9 exons.